This is a messenger RNA of Podarcis lilfordi (Lilford's wall lizard), 22743 nucleotides long. Lineage: Eukaryota; Metazoa; Chordata; Lepidosauria; Squamata; Lacertidae. The record is from the annotation of a GenBank genome assembly.
UUGACGUCGUUGGUCGCGAGCGCUCGGCUGGUCGCCUCCUUCGAGUAGGAGGAGCCAAAAUGGCGGCUAAGGUGAGUGGUUCCCCUCGUGUUUAUCAUCCUACCUUCUGCCCCCUCCCCUCCCCUGCCUCCCCUUCCAGGAAAGGCUUCGUGAGGCGCCCUCCUUUUGAGUGGGCAGUGCUUAAAGGGCACAGAUGACAUACAGGGUGAGCUUUUCCCUUCGUUUAAAGGACGCCUUAACUUUCUUGAAUGCGGUCGUGGAGAUGCGAGGGGCGCCUGAGCAUGUGCAGAGCGCCCCCGCUUCCAUGCCUCAUAGCACGUAUGGCCCAGCUUUCCCCCGCUCUCCAGGUAGCCUCAAGGUAGUGGGCACGGUUUCUUUCUCCCCCUUCCUCUGCCUUCCCCCCACCCAAUGUCAUUUGAAUCUCCACAAACAAUCCUGUGAGAUAGCUCAGGCUCUUAAGAGACAAUACUCUGCCCAGUGAGGACGCUGGUCUCCUAGGGGCUGGUCUGACACCCAGCUUCUCCACGCCUGGGUGGCCAAGGACUGAUGGGAGUUGUAGUCCAAAGCAUCUGGACACCUCCAGGUUGGGAAAGGCUGCAACCACCAUGCUGCUCAGCUGGUGGAGCUCAGUGUGGCUUGGCAAUGCAUUGUUAUUGUUAUAUUAUUACUAUGUUUUCUUUUGGUUGUUUAACAGUCACAAAACUACAUCCCACUAUAGUGGAACCUCGGGUUGCGGACGUAACCCGUGACGAAGGCACGUCCGCAACCCGCAGAGUUUGUAACCUGCAGCUCCGUGUCUGCGCACGUGCAUGACGCGAUUUGGUACUUCUGCACAUGCGCGAAGCGCAAUUUAGGACUUCUGCACAAGCGGCGAAACCCAGAAGUAACCCUUUCCAGUACUUCCGGGUUUCCUGCGGUCCGCAACCUGAAAACGCGUAACCCGAAGUGUCAGUAACCCAAGGUACCACUGUACUCCCUACUUUGGCACAGCUGAAAUGAAUAGGACUUUGGGUAACCAGGAAUGGAUCCAUGAACUGUCUGACUGUGUGGAACUCGUAUAUUCAGUUAUGACACUAUAUAUAUAUAUAUAUAUAUAUAUAUAUAUAUAUAUUUUCUGGGCUCGGAAUUCUCUUAUUCGAUCUCUCUUGCACCUGGCUCUGGCUGGUGGAUUUAUCGGCUCUAGCAAGCAAAGCAGAUCCCAUUCUGCCUGCCUUUGCUCUUAAAAAGUCCCAACUCUGAAAAAGAAAAGUCCCAACUCUGCUUCUUUCCUACUGCUGCAGCUUCAGCGAGGAAAUCUUAAGUGCUCUCAGGUUCUUAUAAAGCUGCUGUUGAGUUUCAGGCAUAGUCCUGAAAAUGAAAGAGUGUCUGAGCAGGAGCAGAGUGCUGCCUCCUGUGUCCACUCUGUUCUGUCACUUUCCUUCUACUCCCUAGUGGGAAAAUGUGUAGCAAUUUUUAGAACUCCUGGACAUUAAAGACUAGUUGUUAAGAUGAGGAAGGUAUCUGAACAUGUGUGGUUCCAUCUCCAUCUUGUUCUUCUGAAUAACUGCUGAAUAACAGAUACAAAUCUCGAAAUUGAGUUAGAUCUGUGAUCAGACUUUUCAAAUAGAGAAAAAAGCUUAAAAUCCAGGUCUUUAAUUAUUGGGGCUCAUGCUAAAAGUUAAAUGUUUUCAUCACAUUUAUAAUAUUGUAUGCACCUUAAAACAUCUUAAGAUUACACCCAAACCCAAAAGUUGUUUGUACUUCUAUAAGCCUUGAGGUUUCCUCAUGCCUGUUGAUACCUCCCUCUUGUGUUUGGAUGGUGUCAUUUUUUGCUAUAUGGGAUCCACAAUCAAAGAAUGAGUUUGCUAUUAGCAUAUAGCAAGAGUGGCUAAGUUGCAGCAUGCAGACUGGAUCUAUUCCUCCCCAAAUGGAUGGGUAAGUGGGUAUGUUCUCCAAGAUCCCCAGCGAUUUGGCAAUUUAAGAUUAAAAAUAAUAAUAUUAAUGUAAUUCCCACUGUAGUGCUGUGGAGUUUCCUCUGUGGGACUGGAAGGGCUGCCAGCUUUCCAAAAAAUGUGUGCCUCUGGUUCAGCAUACCUUGCAAAGGCACCUCUUGUCUCUCGAGUGCCACAUAAUGCACUUGUAAGGAACUGAUCUUUGAGUGGCAGCUCCUCACAUUCUGGAACUCCCUGCCCAUUGACAGCAGGCAGGCACUUUCAUUGAACACUUUUUGGUGCCUACAAAAAACUUUUUGUUUAGUCAAACUUGCUCUUACUCAUUUUGCAUUUUUAUAAACCUUUUAACAAUUAUUUUAUUGACAAUUUUAAUGUAUAUUUUAUAUUAUUUGUAAAGGUUUUGCUUACAGUUAAGUGGUAUGAAAAUUUUGUUAAGCAAAUAAAUCAGAGCUUUCCAAACCGUGUUUCGCGACAUGUUCAUGUAUCAGCUGCAGUGUGCAGGUGUGUCAUGCGAAUGCAGCUCGCUCUCCUGCCGGGGCUGGAAAAGGGUUAGUUUAACCUUCAGUUUGCUAGUAAAACUGAAUUACUGUGUUUCAAAAUGAUGCAUGUCUAAAAAAUGUGUCACUAACAUAAAAAGUUGGGAAAGCUCUGAAAUAAAAAUAGUGUGGGGCAUGAAGGUCAUAGUGUUCAGGGAACAGGAAGGUGCACUUCUUCCUGUUUCCCGAGCCCUGAAACAUUAUUUCAGUGGUACCACCCCAGGGGGAGAAGAGGCUCUCUUUGCAAGGUAAGUGAGGGUUUCCAAUCCCCAGCACACUUCUUGGGACCUCUCCUCACAGCCCAGCGAUGGAAGCAAAGCUCUCCUGCUCCACUGCUAAUCAGCGGAAGAGCUGUGUGGGGCAAUGCUAUCUGCCUGUGUGAGUGAAUGAAUGUGUGAGCCUCCCUUUGUGUAUACAGUGGUACCUUGGGGCCUCCUGCUGCCGCUGUGCCGCCAAAGCACAAUUUCUGUUCUCAUCCUGAAGCAAAGUUCUUAAUCUGAAGCAUUAUUUCUGGGUUAGCAGAGUCUGUAACCUGAAGCGUAUGUAACCUGAAGCGUAUGUAACCCAAGGUACCACUGUACAGUGGUACCUCGGGUUACAGACACUUCAGGUUACAGACUCUACUAACCCAGAAAUAGUACCUCAGAUUAAGAACUUUGCUUCAGGAUGAGAACAAAAAUCGCACAUCGGCACCGGGACACCCCAUUAGCUAAAGUGGUGCUUCAGGUUAAGAACAGUUUCAGGUUAAGAACGGACCUCCGGAACGAAUUAAGUUCUUAACCCGAGGUACCACUGUAUGUGGUAUGUGUAUUGGCCAUUUAGGCCAAGCCUAUAGAUGGCAUGCUGCCUUCAGAGGGUUGACAAAACUUCAAUGAGCUCCUCAAGCAAAAAAAAAAAAAAAAAGGCUAGCCACCCUGUAGUUAAAUGUUGCUCCAGUUUGAGCCCUCCGAAAUGCAGCUAAAACAAAGUCAUCCCCUGAGGCAGGAUCUGGCUGAGCCUUGCCAUUUUAAUAGUUCUUUUCUGAAUAAAUCUUUCUUUUCAAUAAACUGAUUCAAAAUAAUUACUGGGCAGUGAAGUGAUGUACAGUAUCAUUUUGUUAGUCGUUGCACAGUUGACUUCAGUAGACCUUCCAAAGCAGAGCAAUUAGUGUCAUUCAAGAAUUGAGCUAAUUCCAAAAGUCACAGCACAGUUCCUAGCCCUUUAAGUAGAGUGGAAUGUGUGUUAUAAUACAUACAGCUUUGUUUAACAGUUUGAAUUAAAAAAAAACCCAAAACACUCCCACACAGUCUGCCCACUGAGUGCUGCUGUUUCCAAACAUGUUUGUCAUGUGACAAAAUAGACAUUUGAGCAAUUUUGACACAACAGUGCACAAGAGCAUAACUAUUUUUUAUUCUACAGCCACCUGAGGAAAUGGCAGUGUGUGAAACAUCUAUUCCUCUCCCAGAGCUUCAGUUUCCAGAGUUUCCUGGGAAGAGGGAUUGAUUUUAAACUGCUCUGGGCAUUGUCACCCUGUGAGGAGAAUAGGGGUUUCCUAAUGAUUCUCAGCACCCAUAGCAAACUACAGUUCCUGCAAUUCUUUGGGGGAAGCCAUGGCUGUUCAAGUGGCAUCAUAGUGUUUUAAACGUAUGAUGCAGAUGUGGCCUUUAUCCUGCCACAACUCUUUCAUACUUGUGGCUUUGGAAGAUACAAGUUAAGUUGCAGAGUGGGUAUCUGGGCAGAGAGUCCUUUCACAUGCUUUCUGUCCUUCAUCCCUUAAGUACUUACUUCAUUAUUCGGCUCUCCCAAGAAACAUAAAAUGUGAACUUAUUUCCUCUAGCUAUAAAUUACAUAUUCGAGUUGCAGCCACUCUUAUGCACCUUAACAUCAAAAGAGCAGAGAAAUCUCCUAUCUUGCAGGCCAAUUCUGGAUACAAGGAUACAUUUUUAUCACACUUGAUAUUUAAAUGACUAGAUAAAAUUUGGCUGAGAGCAUUUUAUCACUUUAUAAGUCAGAUUCUGAACGUUUACCACAUUUAUCACACAUGCGCCUUCUCCUGAGUUAAUCAUUUCAUUCUGCUGUAUUCUUCCUAAUACUCUUUCUAUGCUCCUGCUCAUUAAUGUUCAGUGACUUCAAAGUGUGAGAGUUAAUUGCUCUUAGGGGAUGGGCAAUACUCCCCCCUUUUCUGCAUGCUUAAAAAAAAAAAGAAAUCACACAGUUGACAGUCCUGGUAUAAUUUCAGAAUGCCAUUUUCUUUUGUGCUUUUCCAUCAAAUAUCUAAUUUUUGCAUUUUUCUUUCCCCCCUGUGCUUCAUUUGUCCGCCCCUCUGUCUAUUCCUGCAACACGGUCAGUUUGCUUCAUUGUCUGUUUCUUUUUCUGCUGUAGCUAACUUGAUACUUUACAUCCCAAAUUUUAUUUUUAAAUUGUUGUAGCCCACCUGGGCCUCAACAUGGAGAAAUCAAAUAAAUAAUAAUGUUGAUAUGUGGAAAAGAUCGCCAGAAAUGCAUUCUGUUGGGAGGAGACUUUAAUCCACAAAUUAGUUAAACUUGGUGUCCUUAGAUUCAACUAUUGGCUCCAUUCCUCAAUGGCUGUAUUUGCAUAUCACUGUAAACUAUGGUUAAUAGUUUGACAAACAAAUUUCAUCAUGAAGCCAGGUAUUGGUUGCUGCCUUGCCAAUUAUGGUUUGAGUGAAACAAACCACAAUUCUCAGUUCAUGCAUAACACUAAGUCAGAGAUUUUGGCUUGUUGAUCACACAUGGAAAAAAUGAAAGUGCUUGUGAUAUCAACACUAUUGGUAAGUCAUUAGCAGUGGUUUGCGAUGAUGUCUGAACUGGGCUAGUGUGGGAAUUAAUAAAUACAACACAGUAAUAAAACCUUCAUUAAAAUCCAGUACAGCUUCCUUAAGUUGUAACGUGACUAUGGGGCUUAUCAAGCAUUAACUCAUGAUAAAAAAUGCAGUAAAAAUGGUUUGUUAUGCUAAUUCACCUCCACUGGCAUUUUAUCCUUAAAGAGGUGAGAGCAUAAGACAUUUCCUAGUAGGAAUGAAAUUGCUUAUUAGAGUGGAAGAGGAGAUGCAGCACUUGGAGGAAGUAGUUUCCAGAGAUGCAACAUAAUAGGGAAUGGAUAGCAUAUUGCAGAGAGAAGGUAACUGACACAAGCUGCAUACAUACUAUCCAUUUAAAGUACAUAACUUCCCUGAAAGAAUCCUAGAGACUAGUUUAUUAAGUGUGCUAGUAAUUGCAGCUCUGAGAAGUAAACUACAGUUCCCAGGAUUCUUUGUGUUAAGCCAUUUGCGUUAAAUGUAUGGUGUGUGCGCAUAUUAACUUGUAGAAUUCACUGCCACAAUAAAAUGUGGUGGCUGUUGGCUUAGAAGGCUUUCCAAUGAGAAUUUCAUAGGCUAUCAUUUCCAUUCAGUAUAUAUUGAGUAGCAGUAAGUACUAUUAGAGGGACAUGGGUGGUGCUGUGGGUUAAACCACAGAGCCUAGGACUUGCCGAUCAGAAGGUCAGUGGCUCGAAUCCCUGUAAGCGGGUGAGCUCCCGUUGCUCAGUCCCUCCUCCUGCCAACCUAGCAAUUUGAAAGCACGUCAAAGUGCAAGUAGAUAAAUAGGUACCGAUCUGGCGGGAAGGUAAACGACGUUUCUGUACGUUGCUCUGGUUCGCCAGAAGUGGCUUAGUCAUGCUGGCCACAUGACCCAGAAGCUGUACACCGGCUCCCUCAGCCAGUAAAGCGAGAUGAGCGCUGCAACCCCAGAGUUGGCCACGACUGGACCUAAUGGUCAGGGGUCCCUUUAAGUAUUAUUGCAGAGCAACACUAGAUGAAAGUUCCUGUUUUCUUGCCCAGCUGCUUAACUCUCUGGAAGCAGUUGGUAGAGCAUAAGACUCUUAAUCGCAGGGUCAUGGGUUCAGGCCCCACACUGGGCAAAAUAUUCCUGCAUUUCAGGUUGGACUAAAUCAGGGGUCAGCAAACUUAUUCAGCAGUCCACUGUUCCUCAGACCUUGUGGGGGGACAGACUAUAUUUGAAGGGGGAAAAUGAACGAAAUCCUAUGCCCCACAAAUAACCCAGAGAUGCAUUUUAAAUAAAAGCAUACAUUAUACUCAUGUAAAAACACCAGACAGGCCCCACAAAUAACCCAGAGAUGCAUUUUAAAUAAAAGGACACAUUCCCGGACCGUCUACUCAUUCCCGGACCGUCCACAGGCCAGAUUUAGAAGGUGAUUGGGCCGGAUCCAGCCCCCGUGCCUUAGUUUGCCUAUCCAUGGACUAGGCUAGAUGAUCCUUGUGGUCCCUUCCAACUCUACAUUUCUGUGAUCAGGCUUCACAGAUUGUUGGUCUAAUUGAGUAAUGCUCUUCCACUCUUUUCCAUGUUUUUUUGUCUUCUUGAGGUCUCAAAACUUUGACCUUUUUAAUGAAUAUAUAUUUUAAAACGUUCUUGCUAGAUUCUGUAAACGCCAUUUGAGCAUUAGAGAGCAGACUUCUGUGUAGCGUCCUCAUUCAUGCCUAUACCUUUAAGGCAGUUUUGCUCCCACUAAAUGUUGUUAAAAUAUGAACACAGGAAGCUGUCUGAUAUUGAGUGAGGCCUUGGGGGUCCAUCUAGUUCAGCAUUGUCUACACUGAUUGCAGUGGUUAUCUAGGCCUUCUUUCUCAGCCCUGCCUUUAAGACAUCAGGGAUUGAACCUGUGACCAUCUGCAUACAAGACAGAUGCUCUCCCACUGAGCUGUGUCCCUUCCUUCAUCUUGGGAGAUAUUUUAGGUAUUUUUUAAUUCUAAGGAUUUCUACAGUGAUCCUGCAUUUUACCAGCACUUUAUUGCAGCAGACCAUGCAUAAUGCAUCUUCUGUGUACACAUUGUGCUUCACAGUGACAAAUAUUUUUUAAAAUGUGAGUCCCUGCACCAAGAAGCUUAGGACCACAUCACAAGUAAUAUUCCUGAAAAGCGUAUUUUAAGGAAACAGUUCAAUAAAUUAUAGUAAGCAACUUCCUUGGUACCCAAAAAUGAUUAGUUUGAACAACCUGAACAUUUGCAAUUUGGAAACCUUUUCUACAUCUACCGCCCGCCCCCCCUUGCAGUGAGAAUGUUUAUGUUUCUUAAAAUGCUUUUGUAUACAUUUUUUUCAAUUCUGUAUUUUCCUAUAUCAGAUGUAUGAAAAACCAAUAAUUUAUUGUGCUUAUACUCUUUAGCAGACUUAGCUGGUUAAUGGAUAUUGUUGUUGAACUUGGUCUGAAUAUUGAUGAACAUGUGCAUUUAUUCAUUCAUUUAUUUAUUUGCUAUUCAGCGAUUAAGCUUCUUUCUUGCUUUCUUUUGGCCUCUACCCCCCCCCCCGCCCCCAGAUAGCAAAAUGGGUGGCUUUUCCUACAGCCUUGGCAGGUGCAUCUAUUGUACAUGCUGCAUCUGAAGAGGAACCAGAAUCUCGUCGCAUGAAGGCACAUCAGGUAGGAUUUGUAUGACCUCUUUAAAAAUUGAAUGAGCAGAAGCACCUAGGUGCAGUGAAGGCUUUCUUCUGAGUUUUGUUUCACAGGAAACAGAACUAUAUAAUAGAAUGCAACAAGUGAUAUAGUAAAAUAAUAAUAAUAAUGUUGUGAUGAUGAUUCUCGAUGCUGCAUCACUUACCAUUGCAGAUGAUCCAAAAAUGGAGGACUGAAAAGAUAAGCUAAUGCAAAUAUGUGAUAUAAUACAUAAUAUAAUUUAAAGCUGAAGAGAAGCAUUCCUUCUAUAGUUUCAAUGUUUAUGAGUUGAGAACUGUUUCUUAUGUAGCCAAGGUAGUACUGCUCACACAAGAAGGGGAUACCCUCAAGUUUUGGAGAGCCCAAAGGUUUGCAUUUUAAAACAACCUGGGAGAGGGAGAGCCCAAUAAGGACUGAGUGUGUGCUCGGUGUCUACAGAAUGCUAAGUGAUAGGGAGGGUAUGGAACACCAGGGGCAGAGGCUAUGCAGUGCAACAGCUGGAAUAUUGAACAGCAGCACUCCACAGCGCAACAUUUUGUUGCAAGUCCCACUUGGAAGACUGAAUCACAUUUGUACUUAAAUUUACUGUGGCUUUUGUAUUAAUGCAUAGGGGUUUUUUUUGGGGGGGGAGAGAUUUGGUUUGCUUUCAUAUUUGCUUUAUUUAUGCUUGAUUGUUAUCAAUCUAGGUAUGAUGAACUUAAGAAGAGGGCAGUAUACUGCAGCAACAAGCUCCACUACCAUCUUUUGAUCUCAACACAUUCAUCAUAUCUUGUGUACAGAGCCUACAUAUAUACACUCUAACGUCUCCUGCACUCUGUAGGUUAGGUACACAGAGCGCAUAGAGACCAGCAUGAGGGCCUGCUACUGUGCUCCAGCUCCCUACUCUACAUAUUCUUUGUGUAGGGCUAAAGAAGAUUAUGUUCUUGAUUUCCACCCCACUUGGAGGCUUAAAACUUAGGACAACUGCUGCUGACAUAUGGUCCAAAGCACAGCAGUCACAUUGGACAAGGUGUUCUGUGCGACUUGGAAGUGUUCAUACAAGAGUGAGCCUUCCCAUCUGCACCAUGAAGCUGGUGGUAAUCUGCACCACCAUUUGCACUGCUCAAGGGUGAUGGAGAUAGCAGUAGGUCAAGGGUAUCCAAUAUGGUGCCUUCCAGGUAUUGUUGGAUUAAAACUUGCUUCACAGCCACUGGCCAUGCUGGCUGGGGCUGAUGGGAGUUGGCAUCUGACAAUAUCGGGGGGGGGGGGGACCACACUGGCUACACCCGCAGUAGACCAGUGGUUCUCAAACUGUGUUCUGAGGGAUCUUUAGGUUCGUCAAUGAGAAAGUUGGUAAUGGCUGGCAAGCUUCACUGAAAAACUGCUUGUCUGCCACUACCAAUUUCUCCUGCAGAUGCAGUGGGGUUUUGGAUGCAUUUGAAAGACAACUCUUGGUUCAUUCAAGUUAGGUACUAGCUCAGCUGAUCAUAGUACCCCAGAACACAACCCUGAACCCUGUGCUGCGUACAGGUAUUAUGUGGUAGAGAUGGUUAUAGCUCAGUGACAGAGUAUCUGCUUUCUGUGCAAAAGGUCCCAGGUUCAGUCCCCAUCAUUUCCAAGUAGGGCUGGGAGAGACCCUAUCUGAAACUCUGAAGUGCCAUUUCCAGUCAAUGUAGACAAUACCGAGCUAGAUGGACCACUUUCUAUGUUCCUAGAUGUGCUGGGGACCUCAACAGCCAUGUUGAAAUGGAAGGAAUUCUCUGAAAGUAGAAUCCACUGCAUUAGAUGACUUAAGCUCAGAUCCCUGUGUGUGUGUCAUUUCCCUGAUCAUCCAUAUCCAUGGCAAAAUGUCGGGGUCAACUUACUGGCACUUAAUGACCAUACAUGCCUACUUACACACAGAAGUCUUUGGAUCUACCCUUUUAUCCAGUAGAUGUUAGUAUCCAAAGUAGUUGUGGAUGUAGAACAACCCUUCUAUUCAUGCAAGUCUUGUACUACACAGGCAAAUUUUGCUGGAUUGAGGCCAUGGAUAAAAUAAUCCCAUUCCAAGUAUGUGGAUUGCCCCUCCCUUUUCAUGGUUUUCCCAAGACAAGCUUUGUUAUAACUCCUAUCCCCCCACUUCCUUCCAGCUUCCUAUUUAUAAUGCACCACCUCUUAAUUCAAGAUACAUUGAUGAAAAGCCUGGCCGCUUGCAAAGUAGGAUUUCAUCAGUAAGAAACACAACAAGUUACUAUGUCAAUGGGUGCAAGGUAAGAAUAUUACUUAAUUUAAUAGAUCAAGAAUUCUCAUACAUGUCUUGCCAUAAGUGAGCAGGUGGAUAAAUUGGAGUCAGCAUGGAAUAAGAUUUCUAUGAAUUAGUUCAGUUCAGGAUUUCCAGUGCAUUUUUAGUUCAGAGUUCUUAGUCAAACCCUUAAGAAGAGAAGUAACAUAUUCAAACACUCUUAAAAAACCUUCUGCCUAGGAAGUUGCCCUUUUGGUAGAAGAAAGGUUAGGAGUAAGAAUGAUGUUCCUGCUUUAGGUUUGCUUUGUGUUAUCUGGACCAACCUUUUAAUGCCCACCAGUCAGUAAUUUCUCUUUAUUUUUGUUGUGUUUCAAAGCUUGGAGCGUAGUGACCUCUUGUGGUGUAAAUUCAAAAUAAAUUUUCAGUGCCAAGUUUUGUUCACAAAACACCAGUGCAAAAUAAACUGAAAUGUAUCAUUGUGAAACACACAAUAUCUUUCCCACUGUGAUGUCCCAAACUCUAUUCCUUAUUCGUUCCUGCAAUAUGUUAUUUCAGCUGAAAUAAAUAACAGAUGGUAGGGGAGGGAAAACUGAAGGGAAGAUGGUAGGGGAGGGAAAACUGAAGGGUAGAGCAUUGGGGAGGAGUUUUCCAAAACAUUUUGCCUCUUGUUGAAAUCAAUGAGAGGGCAGUAAAUGUAAUUUCUCCUUCUUGAUACAUUCCCAACAUGCCAUCAGAAUGCUUCCUCUUUGGCCUCUCUGAGGUUGGAGAGGAAUCAGCUGCAGACCUUUCUGCAACCGCAGGCAAAAGGCUUCCAACUACGGAUCUUCCUUCCUGAGAGCAGACCUCUCUCUGUUUUCAGCCUGAUGAAACUUUGGCCCCUAAGAUGUCCUCCCAGAGACUAUAGGAGUGCAGAGUUAGGAUCUACUACAUAUUUUAGAAAGUUGCACUAUGCAUUUGGAUACCUCUUAAGAUAUCUUACCUAAGUUUUGUGUGCUAGUUCCUAAGAUCAAGGAGCAGUUUUUCGUUUAUGUUUGGAUACAGUUGAAUGCCAUUUUAAAUCAAGAUUGUGGACGGAACCUUUUAAAAAAGCUUUUAUGGUUUCUUGGAAUUCCUGAGCACCAGGUAGAAGGCAGCUUGUCCUAAAUAAAGAAAUAUAAUACACAAGAUGUCCACCUAAAAAUUGAUGCUGAUGCAUAAGAAUGUUUACAUCUUCUGGUGGUGCUGGAAAAUAUGAUGUAUCAAAAAGUUUAAAUCAGAAAACCUCAAACACCUUAUAAAUGUAGCUUGUGCUAUGCCAGUGGAUUAAUGCAAUGAAAUAACAAUUUCCUGUUAUGUUUGUCUAUCAGUAGUUAUGAUGGAAGGCAAGGGGGAUGUGUGUUUGUAUUUUAUUUUGUUUGUAUUUAUAUCCCAUCUGUUUGUCUGAUAACAGGCAACUGAGACAGCUGACAACAUGGGGAAAUUAAUACACAAUAAAAUAAUAGGAUGUUAAUCUUAACAGCAGAUGGUUCAGAAAGGCUAAGUUUAUUUAUUAUUUGUGGCCUGGAUCCAAAGCACCAUGUGACUAGUUUUGCAUGCCCAAGUGUGUUUGGAUAUAUGAUUCACAAAAAGCAACCCCCCCCCAAAAAAAAGGUAUGGCAGACUUCUUCCAAAACAGAAGUUUCAUAAGCACCUGGUGUGGGGGGGCUGCUCUUCAAAGGGGACAUGUUCAAAAUUCCACACACAUAUAAGGCCUUGGGCAUACCUAAUUAAAGUAUCUUCUUGGAUCCCAGCCAUUAUUCAGUUUGGAGUAUAUGUGGGAGGGGGAGUGAUUUUUACACAGCCUUGCUCCCUCUGACAGUGAAUGAGUUGCUGUUGGUAAUGCAAUGUGUACCACAGUGUAAAUUAAUAAAGCUGCCUUUUGUUUUUCUCUAGCUGAAUAACUUUCCUAUGUAAAGAGAUCAAAAGUUUCAUAUUGAAUAUAUUGUACACUGCACAUGCUAUAGCAGAGUCACCAUGUGGCACCCACAAAGGCCUUCCCCGGAACCCAUGAGGUUCCCUGCUCCUCUGCUUGCUGAAAUUAGGCUUGAAGUAUUAUUUUGUAGCCAAUAGAAAAGGUUGUGGGGGUAUUUGGUUGUGGGGUGUGUGUCACUGAUAGUUUAUCAGACUUACAAAUGUGGCCACGGAUCCAAAAAAGUUUGCAACCCUUGCUACAGUAAUAUUUUGCUAUUGCUACAAUAAUAUUUUGCAGCAUUGGGUAGAGGGCAUUAAUAAAAUAUGGCACUAUUUGCCUCCUACUUGCAUCAUAUAUACUGGUUCCAAAUCCACAGAAGCAGCAGCACAGUAGGAGUCUCCUCCUGCCCCACCACCAAAGAAGUGAUAGCUGUGACAAAUUUGUCAUUACCAGCUAUUAGAUUGUUGGGGAAAGUCAUGGGCUCAAUCCAACACUUGCUUUUCUCUCUUUUUUUAAAAAUAAUAUUUAUUACUUUUCCAACAAUUUAAACACUACAAAAAAAAAUAAACAAUACAAUACAAUACAAAAACAAUACAUAACACUAACACAUUAAACUAACAAAACAAAACAAAAACAGUUUAAAACACAUCAAACAGUUUCAAUAUCUUAUCUUUCAUUCACUUAUUUCAAUGACCUCCUCACACCUCCCUUUUUUGUAUUCCACUUCUGUUAAUUGUUUCAGCAAUUCCUUUCCAUCUUCCUCUGCUUUCUAUCCUUUAAUUAUCUUAACACAUUCUAACCUUAUUUUUCCCUUUAAUACUCUAUUAAUCUAUUUAUACUUAAUUCCUUAUAACAUUUCUACUAAAACCAUAUAACUUCAUUCCAACAUUUUCCUAACAUUCAUUAAUUUUACAGUAUUUCUGUAAAUAGUCUUUAAACUUUUUCCAGUCUUCUUCCACCGACUCUUCUCCCUGGUCUCGGAUUCUGCCAGUCAUUUCCACCAAUUCCAUAUAGUCCAUCAACUUCAUCUGCCAUUCUUCCUGGGUGGGUAAAUCUUGUGUCUUCCAAUACUUCGCAAUGAGUUUUCUUGCUGCUCUUGUUGCAUACAUAAAAAAAAUUCUAUCCUUCUUUGACACCAAUUGGCCAACCAUGCCAAGGAGAAAGGCCUCUGGUUUCUUCAGAAAGGUAUAUUUAAAUACUUUUUUCAUUUCGUUAUAGAUCAUCUCCCAGAAUGUCUUAAUCUUUGGGCGUGUCCACCAAAGGUGAAAGAAUGUACCUUCAGUCUCAUUACAUUUCCAACAUUUAUUGUCGGGCAAAUGAUAAAUUUUUGCAAGCUUGACUGGUGUCAUGUACCACCUAUAAAUCAUUUUCAUUAAAUUUUCUCUUAGGACAUUACAUGCCGUAAAUUUCAUACCUGUGGGCCAACACUUGCUUUUCUCUUGCCCUGCCUAAGACGUGAUGUUAUUGCUGAUGUUGCUGGACUACAGCUCCCAUCAUCCUUGAGCAUUGAGCAUUCUAGAUGAAGUUGGACACAGGUCUCCACCCCAUUGUUAAGUGAUUCAGGAACAUUGCACUUAAAUCUGCCUCUUUUCCACCUCCUCCAUGUUCCACUUGCUGAUCAGUUAUACUAAAUUCAAAGAGCUGAAUUACAAAGUGGGGAAAUUUCCAGUGUUUUGUCUCCAACUGUUUGUCAAUGUGAUUAUUUGAUAAAUAUUAGGAGUUUUUAAUACAGUUGCAUAAAUAUCAGAUGGGGAAAAUUAUAUUUUACUUUGUUUGUGCAGGAUGCUUAUCUCUUUGUCAAAAAUGGGAUAAUAUCAUCUGUACAGUUUGGAAAAGGUGAGUGAUUAUGUGCAAAGCUUAAAUCUUUAAUUUCUUUGUUCUUGGCCAUGCAAAUUACAAACCUUCUUAAAAUGAGGCGACAUUCCAGAUUUUCAUAUAAAUAUUUUAUAUUUUCUUAUAAAUAUUUUGCCCCACUGUAAAUACAGCACAGUUAAUAAAGUCUGAAUUUGUAUGAAGUAAUCAUUUCUACAUCCAAUUACAAAUAAAUUAUUGUUUUUAUUAAUUCUUAGAAAAUAAUAUUCAGGCUUAGCAAAUCUUGCUCUUUUUUUUUUAAGAUGCCUAUGUUUACCUGAAGAAUCCACCUCCAGAAUUCCUUCCCAAAGUUGGUGUGAUUACAGUUUCAGGACUGACUGGGCUAGUCCUUGCAAGAAAAGGUAAGGGAUUACAUGCUUAUAAGUUACUGUUAUUAGUAUUAAUUUAUUAAUCACCUUCUGUGCAAACAUAUCAAAACAAUUCACAUUAAAAACAGAAAAAAACAGUUUAUAACUCAUACACAUAAUCUCCCCCAUUACAUUUAAAACAAAACUAAGAGAGUACAAAAUACACACUUAUGGCAAAGACCAUUUAUUCAACUGGGAAAACAUCCUAAAACAAAAAAUAGUCUCCAGUUGUUUGCAGAAAGUGCAGAUAGUGGGGCACCUGUUGUAUCUCAACAAGAAUGCUAUCAACAGAACAGGAGCCAGCCCAGGCAAGCUGUUUAAUGAAUGGGGAGAGGCACAAAAUGUCUAUCCCCCUCCAUUAAAUGUGUUUGUAGCAAGGUUUAACAGAGGGGUAGGGAGGCCCUUCACCUAUGUCUUAUACUGGGUUAGCAAGCUGCCCUGUGGCCUCCCCACCCCUGGUUAAACAUUUUUGCAGUCAGGUUCAAUAGAGGACGGAGAGUUUAGCAACUGGUGAGCAAGGAGAGGGAGCAGGUGGAUAAGAUACAUAGUUAUAUGUUGGGGGAAGCCAGUUGAUGAGGUGGGGUUGGUGAAUGGAGCUGUGUGUGUGUGUGUGUGUGUGUGUGUGUGUGUGUGUGUGUUGCUUCCUUGCCACAUUGGAAUGUGGAUCCUAAUGCAGAUGGUUACAAAGCUUGCUGUCCUGUGCACCUUGCACCUACCCCACUGUAAGUUUAAUACAUCCAAGUAGAAUCAUGAGGAUGCAUGCAAUGGAAUACAUAGUACAGCCUUAUGCCUAGUAGUCUGUAACUGUAUCCAGAUUCAGAUGCUUUUGCAGCCUCAUUCCCAUUAAGAACAGAAGAGAUGGGCAGUGUUGAUACAGGCUGAAGAUAGUUCACUUGACUGAAUGCUUGUCUAUAUAAAAAUAUUGCUUAUACAUUGGAAGCCAGUGUGGAGCCUAGCCUUCUCAAUAUGAUUGUUUUUGCUUAAUGUUGCUUAAAUCAAAGAUGGGCAACCCAUGGCCCUCGAGAUGUUGCUGGGCUACACAACCUGUCAUCUUUGGGAUAGGACCUUGUCAUCAUUGGCCAUGCUGGCUGGAACUGAUGAGAGCUGUAAUCCAAUAGCAUCUGCAGGGCUGCAGGUUCCUGGUCACUGCCUUAUAUGGUUGAUUGAUUGAUUUUGCAGGAUCUAGAUUUAAGAAGAUUUGCUAUCCCUUUGGACUCUGCACAUUGGGCAUAUCUGUUUGCUAUCCAGCUCAGUCAGUAAUUAUUGCAAAGGUGAGUUCUACUAAAUGGUGUAUGAAUGCUUUCCUUUUUAUUGUUUAAAAAUCUUGCCACUUGUUCAUCACACUUUAGCAUUUUAAACUGGAAAAUUCUUUAAAGUUUAAAAGCACUAAUAGAUUGCUAUCUAUAAUUGCGUUUGUUCUUUCUUUCACUGUUGGCUGCAUCACAGUUCAUUGGAGAAGUUUUGUUAGCCUUGCCUAUGCUACAAUAUUUUUAAAACUGGUUGUUCAGUGCAAUAACAUUUCUAAUAUUAAACUAGGUAAUAGGUGGAAAGGCCUAUGCUGCAAGCCAUAAAACCUAUGAAGCAAUAGGAUCGCUAUGGACCAAAAAGUCCACUACGGAAGUUCUACUCACCCAGGAUAAAGAUACUCAGGUAGGUUCUUUUCCAAAAUCUACCCUUUAGCAGCAUGGGCUAGUUAUCUUUCUUUGAUAUACAUUGUGUUUGAAACACAUGCAUAAAAACAAUAGUGUUGCAGAUAUCCAGCAUCAUUAUUUUUCAGCCUUUGAACUUCCAAACAUACAACAGAUUUUUAAAUACUAUAUAUAGUAGACUGGUUUGGAGACUGACAGAUACUCUGCACAUGUUAAGAGACAUAUUUUUGCUAUUAUUUGUGUGUAUUUUAAAAUAAUUUUUAUUAAAUUAAAAAUAGUUAUACAAAAUUCUGCACAAUAUAGAGUGUUAUCAAACAGUAUCUGGUGGCAAUUAUACAUUGACCACAUAAAAUUAUGGAUCACUGUCAAACAAAAAUAAGACAUGAAGUAAAACCAAAAUAAAUAAACAAUGGGCAUAUGAAUGGAUGGAAGGUAGUGACUAGAAAUAUUUAUAGCAUAGACAUAAUGGUUAAACAAGACAGGGUUAUGAAACAUGGACCCUAUUACACCAAUGGAAAGUAUUUUAAUGGGCACAAUGACUAUCAGCCAUAUUCAUUUGUAAGCCAAGGAGGAUCCUCAGCCAAUUUGCUAUUAUUUUCUUAUUUAUGCACUGCUAUCCAUGUGCAUGACAUUUUACAUAGCAAUAUUAAGCAAAAGACAAGCCACCAAUCUGUGGGGGAAAGACUGUAGCACAGUCUCUGCGUGGAGAAGGUCCAGAAUUGAAUCCCUGGCAUCUCCAGGGCUGGAAAAGACUCCUAUCUGAAACCUUGUAGAGCAGUACUUGCCAGCCUGGUGUCUUCCAGAUGCUCUGCACCAGAGCUGGGGCUGGGGAAGUGGGCAGCAGAGGGCACCAGAUUGCUGAAAGCUAGUGUAGGCAAUACUGGGUGAUGGAUCAUUGAUUUGACUCUAGUAUAAGGCAACUUCCUAUGUUACAAGGAGUGUUCUGCCUAAAUUUAGAUUUGGCAAUAUCAGGCUAAUUUUACAAUUUAGUCAUUAUUUCAACAGCAGCAAGUACUUGGAGCAGUUCCAGGAACAGACCAUAUUGUCUCAGAAGCUCGGAAGAUAGCCCUUGAAUCAGAAGAAAAGGUGAAAUCAUCACAAAUGCAAUUUAAUGCAGAGAAGACACUUCUGCAGACAGAUUCUGUUCCUUUGAUAGCUGAAGCGAAACCACCAAGUGUGAGAUCAGGUAUGAAUAACCAAGAACUGUCCUGAAGAUCUUAAGUGACAAGACAGUGCCAAACACAUACACUAACACCUUUUUUAUACUUAACAGAUGUGUUGAAGGCAACAAAGUUUAAACCAGACCCCAGCCUCAUGGACCAUGGCCAGUCCAGCCCAGAAGAUGUGGAUAUGUACAGUACCAGAAGCUAACAGAGCACAAACUCCCAAAAAUUUUGGAUUACAAUAAUGAUGGGACAUUAAAAUGGGGAAAGUUGUGAUCUAUAUGGUGGUAUUUGAUCAGGUAGUUCUUCAACCUGAUCUUUAACUGCACAGCCAGUUCACUUACCCUUCCUUUCCACGUAUCAUUUCCCCCCCUAUUACUUAUUGCUACAAGUGUUCUUUUAAUUUUUGGAAAUCACUUGGAGAAACAGAUUUCUGUGCCACUCAUGCACAGAUAAUGAAGUGAUAAUGAAAAGAGAAAUAUUUAAACUUCUUUUCCUUGGGCUUAUCUUUAGUCCAGGAGAUGUGGCUGCUCAACACUGUAGCACUUUGCUAAUAUGCUGGCCUUUAAAAACUUGCUGUCAUUCAGAGGAAAAGGGGGAAACAUAUUGAUAAUUAUAGUUUAUGGAUAUAUAGGUAUAUAUAAUUAAAAAUGCAUUUCCCAAACUGCUUGCUGUGGAGGUGUUUUGGUAGCUUCAUACAGGACAUGAAUUUUCAUCUGCUUUCUACAGUCCUUGUGUAGUAGCGAAGCGGGAAUUUGCAUAUAAACCCAGCAGAUGAUACCGAGGCUAUGUUCGCAGUUGUGAAUGCAGGUAUCUUCCUAUUUCUCCACUUCCAGCCUCUGGGGCUGAUUAGUCCUGUCAGGUUUUUUAUUUGACCUCAAUUCCACUUUGGCCAAGUCACACCCAUCUACUCUAUUCCUGAUACAAAAUCGGAUGAGGUUGCGCCUGAGCCAAAAAGAUCUACCAAAGGGAGCCAGCCAAAAAAGGCAUACAGGAUUAAACAACAGGGUGCUUCUGAGCACAUUCUGAGCCAACACAUUUGUUUUUCAUACUAAAACUGAAGUGAGCGCACAAUCCUUUCACAUACAAUACCACUCCUGGUUAGCUUUCUGCAAUGCAACAGCCUAACUUGGGGUGUCAUUUUGUCAUUGCUAUAGUUAAAAUAGUUGCUGAAACUCUAGCUGAUCUACGGAAAAGUCACUCUGGGGUCUACUAAUAGAUACUGAUCUACUUUCUGCCGCCCCCUGCUUUAUGUGGGUACUGGGACGCUGCCUUGGUUCUCCAGUAUUGGUGAUAUAGCAACAAGCCAUGUGACACAAAUGUCAUGAUACUGCUUUGGGUAAGGGUAGGAAAAGUGCAAGACCACAGGAACAUAGGAAGCUGAGUCAGACAAUAUGGUCUCUCUGGUUCAGAUUGUGUACUCUGGUUGGCAAAAGCUCUCCAGGUUUCAGAUGAGUGUGUUUUCCCAGCCCUACCCAGAAAAACUGGUGAUUGCAUCUCUGACUGUAUGCAAAGCCUGUGAUUUUAAUGGUAAUACCUAAAAUAGGUACAGUUUUUUAAAGUGUAUCAUGCAUUCUCUAGUUGUAACCUUUAUAAACAGGCAAGUCACUGGAAAUCGGGGGGCUGAGAGAACGGUUUGUCUAAGGCAGCCUUUCCCAGCUUGGCAUCCUCUGACUUGGAGGCACCAGGAAUCAAAUCUGGGACUUUCUGCAUGCAAGGCAGGUGCUCUUUCCCACAAAGUCUUGUUCUUCCUUCUGGGCAUAAGCUUGUGCAUGCUCUAACACACUAGGGCACCAGCACUAUUUUUGCAUUUGAAGAAAAGCAAGAGGUUUCCUGGCCAGACCAGCACAUUAUGUCCCACCUGUGUUCUUUCUCCAUAUGAGUCACCAGUUGAGUCACCUUUGCUUAAACUGAUCCGUAAGAUUCAGGCUGCAUUUGAAGUGUUGUACAUCCAUGUGAAGAAAAAGUAAAGCAAUUUAUCAAAGUCAUGUCAGUCAUAAAACACGCACGCUUCUUUUAAUUUUUCUUGCUAUUUGCACUCUGCUUUGAAGCCACUGUGUUAACCAGAAGUCUCCCCUUGUAAGUGAGAUUUUUCAUUGCAAGCCUGAUGAGCACUCCAAGCUUUGAGAGUGAUAAAAAAAAUGGCGGACUUCCUUCUUUUAGUCUCCAGAAGCCAUUCUGACUAGAUUUUCUUUGUCAAAUCUAAAGAGAUGCCAGCCUUCUUCAGUGGAAAGGUCUGAAGCACCACGCCUCAUAUAGUACUCUAUAGAUGGCUUGUUCCAAACAACAACAAGGAAAUGCAUGCAGCUGCAGUUGGUUUCGAUUGCUAUCUGAAAAGUAAGCACAGGCAAUAGCAUUUGGGGAAAUAAGAGAGGGGUGUCCAGUGCUGGUAGCCAUUUAUUGCCUUUCCCUCUAUGCCAGGCACAUCCAAGCUUAAGUUGCCUCCCAUCUACCAACAAGUAUCAAAAACUGGCAGUGCUCUACCACCCUCCGAAGCAAGAUAGAUAAAUACAUCUUUAUUUCAUAGAUACAGUAGUUAUGUUUGGAUUUCAUUAUGACAGAUCCAAAUAGUUACUAGAUGGAGAAGUAACUAAACAAGUGAGAAAAGUCAAACUAUAUUUUUAUAUUAGUUUGCACAGAUCUGAGGAGCCAGCUUUUCUCUCUCUCUCUCUCUCUCUCUCUCUCUCUCUCUCUCUCUCUCCCUCCUUCAGGCAGCAUCCCAUUCCACUGCCAGCACUCAGCACAGCGGGAAAGAUAGCAAGCUGGGGCACUCACUCUCCUCCUCCCUCUCUUGCUCUCCCUCAAGCAGCAUCCCAUCCCACCCCACUGCCAGCGCUCAGCAGCGGGAAGGAUAGCAAGCUGGGGCACUCUCUUUCUCUCCCUCUCUUUCUGUCCCUCAGGCAGCAUCCCACCCCACCCCACCGCCAGCGCUCAGCAGUGGGAAGGAUAGCAAUCUGGCAGCGUAUGCACACACCAGCUCUCCCUUGGAGAUAGCAGGGCAGCAUCUCAAGUCCCCCCAGGAGCGCAGCGAUCAACCUGCGAUCGACCAUAAUCAGUCUCAGGUUCCAACAGUCGAUCGUGAUCGACGUGUUGUACAUGCCCACUCUAUGCCAUUUAUUGCCUUUCCCUUUAUGCAUUCCCUCUAAGACAUGAGGUUGGUAGCCAUCAUUACCUCUUGUGGGAGUUACUUUUUUAAACCAUUUAUAUUUAAGCUGCCAGUUAAUCUUGUUGCUUGAAAUUAUUACUGUAGCAAAUGCAGAAACAAAACUUGGAGUAAAAGAAAACACAGUUACUUGGCUUUCUUUGCAAGAACCACUGCAUUCACGGAUUGCACAGAAAGUUGUAGGACUAUAAUACCUGCAUCUAGAGUUCUGAAUCUAAACUGGGACAACUUAAAGUCUUUGCUGUUCUCACAUUCUUGGGCAUUUUUAAGCAUUAAUACAAAAUCAAAGAUUUGGAUAUAAGUCAUUAAUUAGUCACUAAUUUGUUAAGAAUUCUUAUAAAACCUUUUAGCUGGCAAAAUGCUUUUCUGCUUCAGAGCCAAUUGAUAUGUACAGUAGCUGUGGUGGUACAUUGCACACCCACCAUUUAAUUUCUCCUUGUUUUAUUUAAAGAUGCCUAUAAUUGUUUUCAUUUCACUCACAAAUGUCUCAAAGCAACUUACACAUCCAUAAAAUGCACAAAGCUUACAAACAGUUAAAGACAAUGCAUCAGGAAAUUGUAUUUUAAAAAUGCUCAUGCAACAAUAUUAAAAGGAUGAUUCCUGCCCCGUUCAGCUGAAAGGUGAACAUGACAAGCAGGUAAGAAAUCAUACUAUAGUAUGAUCCCAAUCAUAAGCACUCAAGGAGAAGACUUAAAAUCCAAUCUGUUUUUUGAGGUAAGUUCUAGUCUAGGUUGUAUCUUCCACAUGGGAAUAUUUUUCAAACCUGUAACUCUUCCCUCUUUUUCUACCUAGUCUCCCUUCCCAAACAAAUUCAGGAAGUUGAUUAGGAUUGCCCUUCUGGAAGAGGAUAUUGUAUCACAGCUGGAGAACGAAGCUGAGUCACCAGUUGGAAUGCAAGUAAAAACUUCAUUCAUACAAAUGAUUAGAUGGUUAAAACUGUUGGUACCCCUUCAGACUACAAGUGAGGAUUACAUGGUUCAAUGUAUUUUCAUACUGAAAGCUUCCCCACACAUAGAAAGCUAGCACAACAGUGAGUGUUCAGCUAUAACACCUCCCCCUGACAUCUAGUUUUAUAUAUGCAAAAUUCUGAUUUUAUUUAUUAGUACAGAGGGAUUAGGAAAGUAUUGAGUUAGAAGGGAUUUCAAAGGUCACCUAGUCUAGUCCCCUUCAUGCCAAUGCAGUAAAUCCACUGCUACAUCAUUCUUGAUAGGUGGCUGUUUUCUGUUUAGUAACCUCUAAAGACAAGUUCCUUCCAAGGGAGUCUGUUCCACAGAACAAUUUUGCUUCAUUUAUUUUAUUUAUUUAUUUAUUUAUUUAUUUAUUUAUUUAUUCCCCGCCCAUCUGGCUGGGUGUCCCCAGCCACUCUGGGCGGCUUCUAAUAAAACACUAAAAUACAAUAACCUAUAUGACACCCCUUCAGGUAUUUGAAGAUUCCUGUCCUCCAGAUUUAAGCCCAACUCACAGAACAUAGUUUGCAGACCCCUCACCGUCUUUGGGAGGAGAUGCCAUGGCUCAGUGGCAGAGCAUACACUUUGCAUGCAGCAGGUUCCCCUUUCACCCUCUGGCAUUUCCAAGUACGUCUGGGAUUGCCCCCAUCUGAAAGCCUGGAGAGCUGCCGAUGAUAAGAUUGGGUAGAAGGCAGGUUUUCUGUGUUGCUGUAUUGCUCUCUGUUCCAGUUUAUCACUAUGCUGCAGUGUCCAGAGCUAGAUGCAGCACUCCAGGUGAGGUGAAUCUCUCCAGAGUGGAAGAAAUUAUUAAAAUCUACAUAUAUUUUUCUUGGUGCAUUAGCCCUUUUUUUAGCCUCUGCAUUCUGCUAUUAACUCACAUUUCACCUUGUGUUCUGUUAGAAAUUUAAGGAACUUUUCAUGUGUGUUCCUGCAGAUGCAAGCCCCUACCUGCAGUCUGAAGCGUGAAACAGUUGUAUCAACAGUUUUUACAAUCUGAUCUGUUUCUUGUGUGAAUAAGAUUAGAGAUUCUAACCACUGAUACCCUGUUGAUCCUCUCUUUUGCUUCUUGAUUCUCACAACUGACUUGAAUAAUGAAACCAGGUUUGGGGAACUGGUAGCCCUCCAGAUGCUGUUGGACUCCAGCUCCCAUCAUCCUCAGCCAGAAUGAGCAAUAAGGGUGAUGGGAGUUGUAGUCCAGCAACAUGUGGAGGUCACCAGGCUAGAGAAGACUCUCAGUCAAAUUUAAUAUGUCAGCAGCUUUUUGACUAAAGUAGAUUUAAGUCUGUACUGUUGAAUAUACAGCUUACAAAGUAAAUACAUACAAGUAAAUAAAAGACAGGAAAAUAUAACUUGCCUGGCUUAAUCUUUUUAAAAGUUCUGUUCCAAUGCCCCAACCUGCCAAAACACAGAUCAGAAAAACCUCAGAUACCAAAACUUGCAACAUACCCAUGUGAACAGUUUGCCUGCUUUGACAAUAUGCUAUUUUAUCUUCUUUGCCAUGAGCCAUGAACAAAAUAGGAAUAUUUACCGGUAAAAUCUAAUGCAUUAUUCUAUACACAUACAAAAAAUUAAAUUUCUUUGAAAUUG